AUGUUUCGCACAAUCAGAACGAUUGUGCUGACCCGCACCGAGUUCCUCGACACGGUCGAGCCUGCAGAAACAACCACAGAAGAUCAAGACUGCCCCAUCUGCUACAAUCCAUUCACGGACCCGGUCAAGUUCCCUUGCUCGCACAUUUUCGACAGGGAGUGCGCAACCGAGUGGCUUCAGGGGUUUGGCGUCAACACCUGUCCGAAGUGCCGUGCACCGCUCUUUGGGCUACCCUUGGAAGAGGUCGAACCACCAGAAGACCAGGAAGACGGAGAACAACUGCAAGACGGAUGGCUCGAGCCAGGGUCUGAGGAACAGCUAGCAGGCUUACGCGAUGGCCUACAGCGGUCUGGUCUCCAGGAGUCUCGCUCUGAUCAAGCAACGGUGCUGACCACGUUCGGUUUUGAUCAGUUCUCAGAGUCGAUGAUCUACGAUGCCAGCGUUGAUGUUGCCGUGUGGCUAACCCGCGACAGCGGCCAGCUCGAAUCGGGUGAGAUGUUUAUCCUUAGAUCAGAUGGCGGCGAACCUGACAUCGUGCGUGGUCUUGCAACGCUUCACGUCAACGACAUCUUGCUUACUCGAAUGGUAGCCCUCGGUCAUCUCAUUCCUGCCCUCGCAGCCGGGAGCAACGUGCCGUUCAGCCGAAAGAACUUCGUCAAUUGGUCCGCCAUGAUCAUGUUUCUCCGCAGCAAAUUGGAUUCAAUGGACGGACAGCUCGUAGACAUUGGCGAUCUGGCUGCCCAACUGUACGCGAAACUUCACAGUUCGGUGUCCCCUCCAGGUUGGUAUGCGCUUCAGACACCCUUCUUGACGCCACAUGAGGAAAUGGACGGCCCGAAAGUGGACGGACUGAACGUAGACAAGGUUGAGCUCGACACCAUCAUCGCCUAUGUGUGCUACUUCGUUUGGAGAGAGCAGCAAACCCGCGACGAGGAGAAGCAACUCGCUGAGGCGCAAGAGCAAGGAGGCAAAGGUGCUGGCCAGACUGGUAGACCUUCCGCUAUGGACCCACGCUGCCAGCAAAUGUAG
Zasmidium cellare ATCC 36951 is the source of this 1029-nucleotide messenger RNA. RefSeq lists its product as uncharacterized. Bases 1 to 1029 code for a protein of 342 amino acids. The record is from RefSeq and is a predicted model, not a curated record. The transcript has a single exon. Gene Ontology annotation, biological process: protein ubiquitination. Gene Ontology annotation, molecular function: ubiquitin-protein transferase activity. NCBI's taxonomy places the organism in Eukaryota, Fungi, Ascomycota, Dothideomycetes, Mycosphaerellales, Mycosphaerellaceae.